Molecule: messenger RNA, 6211 nt
Organism: Orbicella faveolata
Lineage: Eukaryota; Metazoa; Cnidaria; Anthozoa; Scleractinia; Merulinidae
Product: phospholipid-transporting ATPase IF-like
Biological process (GO): phospholipid translocation
Cellular component (GO): endoplasmic reticulum; plasma membrane
Molecular function (GO): ATPase-coupled intramembrane lipid carrier activity; magnesium ion binding; ATP hydrolysis activity
Source: RefSeq, a predicted model, not a curated record
UAUCUUCUGCAGUCUUCCGCAUUGAUGAGUAUCUUUGGAACUGCACAGGUGGAAUAACAGUGAGCGGAAAGGAAAUUCAGAAUGAUAAUAUUGUGAUUUGGAUACUUCAUUGUACAGUAACUUGCUUUUUUGGUGUAAAGGAAGAAAGCCAACUCUAAAUGUCUUUUGGAAGACUGAAGAAUCGUCUGCUGGGGUUUCUUCCAGGCAGAAGACGAUAUGAAGAUGAGUGGCGUACUGUUUAUGUUUUAAACAAGUAUCCUUCUGAUGAACCUGAUGUCGAAGUGAAGCAGAAGAGAUAUGCCAAUAAUGUGAUUGUUACUUCAAAGUAUACAAUAUGGAAUUUUCUGCCAAAGAAUUUGUUUGAACAGUUCCGUAGAAUUGCAAACUUUUAUUUCCUGUGCAUCGGUGUGAUACAGUUGUUAAUUGACAGCCCUGUUAGUCCAGUGACAAGCAUUCUUCCUCUAGUUUUUGUAAUAACAGUCACAGCCAUUAAACAGGGUUAUGAAGACUGGCUUCGUCAUAAGGCAGAUAGAGAGGUCAAUAACAGGCCAACCAAUGUGAUCAGGGAGGGAACAGUGCGGGAUAUUCCAUCCAAGAAUGUCAAGGUUGGGGAUAUUGUUCAGGUAUUAGAUGAUGAAGAGAUUCCUUGUGAUCUUGUUGUGAUGUCCUGUGAUGAUGCAGAAGGAACAUGUUACAUUACAACUGCUAAUUUGGAUGGUGAAACAAACUUAAAGGUGCGUAAUGCGCUGUCUGAUACGGCAGGCUUACAAUCCGCUGAACAGCUCUCACAUUUGACUGCACGUGUGGAGUGUCAGCAUCCCCAGGAAGAUCUCUACAGUUUCUCAGGUAGAAUGAUCAUAACUCCUAGAGGAGGAGGAGAGCCUGUUGUUAAGGCUUUAGGUCCACAAAAUCUGCUUUUGAGAGGAGCACGGCUAAAAAAUUCAACAUACACUUUUGGUGUUGCUGUUUACACUGGCAGAGAAACCAAGAUGGCUUUGAAUCAACAACAAGGAGCUCACAAGUUUUCAACUGUUGAGAAGACAAUGAAUGUGUUUUUGAUAGUGUUUUUGGUGGUGUUACUGUGUCAAGGAGCACUGUGUGCAGGUCUGAUGUUCUGGAAACAAAACUCAAGAUCAGGGACUCCUUCCUAUGUUUAUUUGGAAAAACCAAAAGUCACAUUCACAGGUUCUAAUGGUGUGCUCGACACAUUUCUUGUGUUCCUAAUUCUUUUCAAUUAUGUCAUUCCUAUAUCAUUGUAUGUUACAGUAGAGCUUCAAAAAUUCAUUGGUGCUUUAUUUUUUGCUUGGGACGUAAAAAUGUACAUGGAGGAAACGGAUGAGCGUGCCAUUGCCAAUACAUCGGAUCUCAAUGAAGAAUUGGGACAGAUUGAGUAUGUGUUCACAGACAAGACAGGGACACUGACAGAAAAUGACAUGCAGUUCAGGGAAUGUUCCAUAAACGGCUUGAAAUAUGUGGAGUUGAACAGUCAAUUGUUUGUGGCAGAUCAGACUGAUGGUCCCUGUGUUUCUAUUCACACUGUAAAUUCAGAGGUCAUGCAGUUUUUCUUGACGCUUUCUCUGUGCCACACUGUGCAAGCUUCAAAAGAGACUGGUCACAAUUCUAUCUAUGAUUAUCACUAUCAGGCGUCGUCUCCAGACGAGAAAGCUCUUGUGGAGGCAGCCGUUAGAUUUGGUGUCACAUACCAGGGAAAAGUUGGUGAUGAUAUUGAAGUCCGAGUUGAUGGUUUAGUUGAGAGGUACACUCUUCUCCAUGUUCUUGAAUUUGAUUCAACCAGAAAGAGGAUGAGUGUGAUUGUUAAGUCACCGAAAGAUGAAUAUGUGAUGUUAGUGAAAGGAGCAGAGACAGCUGUGUUGGAUCAACUGGCCUCUGGUCCAAGAGAUAUUACUCUUGAUCAUGUCAAUGAGUAUGCAGUGAAAGGACUCAGGACUCUAGCUGUUGCUCGUAGAGUACUUUCAGAAGAUGAAUAUGUUAUAAUGGAUAGAAAGCUUAACCAGGCCAAGCAAGCUAUUAAUGACAGAGAAGAACAGCUAGCCCGUGUUUAUGAGGAGGUGGAAAGAGAUUUGCAUGUCCUUGGAGCAACAGCUGUGGAAGAUAGAUUGCAAGAUGGAGUUCCCGACACAAUAGCGGCCUUGCGAGACGCUGGUAUCAAGGUGUGGGUUCUCACAGGAGACAAGGAAGAAACAGCAGUCAACAUCAGUCACUCAUGUGGACAUUUCAAGACGGGAAUGGAAAUUAUGUUUGUGACAAAGAAACAGUCAGAGAGAGAAUGUGAGGAGGAGCUUGUCAAAUGUCGUGACAGGCUGUUCCAAAGUCCUCCGACACAAAAGACGCCUUAUGGCGUAGUCAUUGAUGGAAUUAGUUUAGCUCAUGUUUUCAAAGCUUAUACAGAUCUGUUUGUAGAUAUCUGUCGCGAAUGUGUUGCAGUAUUAUGCUGUAGAAUGUCGCCAUUACAGAAAGCUCAGAUUGUACAAUUAAUGAAGUGUUCCCGUGAGAAGCCAGUCACGCUUGCUAUAGGUGAUGGUGCUAAUGACUGUGGCAUGAUUCAGGAGGCUCAUGUCGGUAUCGGCGUCAUGGGAAAAGAAGGUCGGCAGGCGGUCAGAACCAGUGAUUAUGCUGUAGCCAGGUUCAAGUUUCUCUUAAGGGUGCUUCUUGUACAUGGUCACUGGUAUUACGUUCGAGCCGCUAUUCUGGUUCAGUACUUCUUUUACAAGAAUGUGUGUUUUAUCACACCGCAGUUUUUUUACGCGUUUUUCACCGCUUUCUCCGGGCAGCCUUUGUACCACGCAUUUUUUUUAACAGCUUACAACAUUUUCUUCACAUCUUUACCGAUUCUCGUGUAUGGUAUUUUUGAGCAACAUGUCAACAGUGAUGCCUUACAAAGUCAACCUCGUCUAUACAGGGACAUUAGAAAGAAUUAUCGUUUAUCAUGGACAGAGUUCUUCUUUUGGGUAUUUUCCGGAUAUUGGCACGCGUUAGUGUUCUUCUUUGGAUCAUAUUUCUUUUUUCAAGGUGACACAUUAGGACCGGCCAUGUGGCAAUAUGGAAACUGGUCGUUUGGAACCUUUGUGUUUACAGUGUGCGUCAUUGUUAGUAAUUUAAAGCUGGCGUUAGUCACGCAUUACUGGACAUGGAUGAGUCAUGUUUCUACAUGGGGUUCGAUCGUUCUCUUUUUCCUCUCUACUAUCACAUUCAAUAGCGAGACUUGGAAGAGUAUCCAGUUAACCUUCAGUGACGUCAUAUCACUAGACAUGUACAAGUUGUUCUUUACACUUUUCUCUCAAGGCGUGGUGUGGUUGGCACUCGUGUUGCUGAUUCUUAUGGCGCUGUUACCUGAUAUUGUCUUCAUGUUGAUUGGUCGCCAUUUCCAUCCUUCAGAGACACAAAAAGUGCAGGUGAGAGUGAAACAUUCGCAGAUGACAUGGUUGUAAUAAUGGCUCAUUUAAGCUGCUUCUCUUCACCUGAUGCACUGUGGAUAUUCCUUACUUCUGCUAAGGCUUCAAACCAAGCUGUAUACACAUGUGUACCUCACUUGUGCCCAGGUCUUCUCACUCUUAACUCACACGUGUUGCCUUUUCGCACCUGAAAUUUAAAUUGUUUGUAAAUUUUCAGAAUGGUUACGUAUGUUUCGCUCUGUGUUCUCGGCAAUAUCGUAAAGCAGUUAGAAGCUUUCACUCUUUCACUUGAAAGCGACUGAUACCUGACGUGUGCUAUAAAUGAGUAAAUCCGGGGGUACCCCGGGUCUAUAACAGGUUAGCUUGCCUCAUAUUGAUGGUAUAUAUCGUUCUGGUGAUAGGUCAACUUUCUUUGUGUUCUUCUGUAAAAGUCCUGUUAGUGUUUUACUCAAGUGUACAACAAAAACCAGUUUAAUAAGACAGUUUAAAUCCCUGUAAAACAAGAGAAUGCGAUUUUUGUCUCUUGUCGUAAACAGAGUCUUAAAAUAAAAAUGAUAAAAAUAAGUAUUGUCCUAAACAAGGUAGACUUCUUGGGGUAUUUUUGUAACAAGCAGGGUCACGACUUCAAAUCCUGGGUGGUACCCUAUACACAAACAUGGGUCAAGUACCGUCCUCCUAAGUAAAUACAAAUUUAUUCAGAAAGUACGUUUUGUUGUAAUUAUAAAUCAGGUUAAAGAGAUUAAACAAUGUAGGCCGAGCAUGAAAACCAGCAUUCGAAGAAAACUUUUCUUUUAUUAUUUAUUCAAAUCGAAAUCAAAAAAGGCUAAUUGAGGCGGGCAGUGUAAUAAAAAAUACAUUUAAGUCACAAUUAACAAACACGUAAGCAAGUAAAAUGUAUGAACAAUAAAUCCAGUGGAACCUCCACAAUCGGCCAGCUCUUUACAACCACCACUUGGACGGUCCAUACAGUGACUUUUAUUUUAACCUCUCUACAAUGGCUACCUAUCCAUAUGGGCAACAGCCACUAAAACCCGUCCCAACUACCAAAAGUAACUCUCGACAAUGGCCAGUUUAUCAACGACUGACGAACUGUGUAAAACCACAUUGUUUUACUGUAGCGGGCCACGAAUCUUGAUCCAUACCCCAGGUCGCCGAUCUCUCUUUCUGUAAGUUACUGUUUUGUUGAUACAUUUUGAUCAAGUAUUUUUUAAAGAUAAAAAUGUUACACCCCUACCUCCCCAUAACGACCACCUAUCUAUAACGGCGUCUUCCCUCUGUUCCAAGUGCUCGUUGUGAAGACGUUCGAUUGUAACUGUUAUGUAGCUUAAAUUAGUUAUCACUUUAAUCACUUUAGCUGAACGUAACACACGUUUACGUCAUAUUGCUAAUCUUAAGCUUCUUAUCAGAUAUGCUCUCCCGAAGAGUGAGAUAUGGGUGAGAGUUUUGUAAUUGUUUCCUCUCAUCUCAUGUUUUGUUCUUGAGAUGUCUGUAAAUAAUGAAAACACAUGAGAUUUACUGAGAUAAGUGAGCUGUGAGAGGGUUUCGUCCACUUAUGAAGUAGAGGGGAACAGGGAAAUGAAUUAACGGAAAGGCAAAUUUAGGUUAGGUUACUGGAAAUAUUUUUUGCUUUUGUUGGAACGCUGUGUUUCACUGACUGUUAUUGUAAGCCAUUUGGGAAAUUUUAGGACUCGAGAAAAUAGUAUAAAUAUUCAGCAAUACACUAACAAAGCUGUCAUUAUAAAAAGUAUCAUUACCAUUAAUUACCAAGAAGGGACACUUUGAGAAUGUUCCGAGGUUAGCAAGGUUUUCUUAUUUGCAUUUCAGUUUUGAAACAGAUCCUUCUUCUAUUUCUCCUCCAUCUUCAGUCUCCAGCUUCUGCUCCUGUUCCCCCUUUUACUCUUAAUCCUUCGGUUUCCCGUUCUCUCCUCCUCUUUCUCCCCCUCCCCCUCCUCCUACUCCCCCUCCUUCUUUCCCCGGCUUCUAGACAAGACGUCGUCAACACAUCAAUAGUGAAAGAAAAGACCAGAGCUUUCUUGUAAACCGUUCACUGUGAACAUAACACCUUCCAUUUUUCUUGAACUUUCUGGUGUGCCACGAGAAUCCUGAGCUGAAACUGAAACGGAUGAGUAUUGUAUUUUCGCAUGCUAGUUGUGAUAAUAUUUUAUCACGACUCUAUCUUCUUCUACUAGCUGCGAGUUUUCGGUGCAAAACGACACAUUUGUGCAAUCUAAUAAGGAAAACUGGGUUAUUAUUAUUCUGCUGGGCGUUCAUGUUUGCAGUGUCUCGGAAACAAAAUAGCCAAAAGUAGAAUUUAAUUAACACAAUAAUUUAAUACUCGUGUGAAUUCUCCAGUCAAAAAUGUUUCCUCAACAAUCUCUAGAAUGAGAGUUAUUGUUUGAAAGGGGCGAAGCUCACUUUCUUUUUGCGUCUUUUUGUGUAUUAAUUGUAAAUAAAGAUGACAUUUUGAUCUGGACUUGUUGAAUGAAUUCAUUGUUCAGUAUGAAGCAACCAAAUGUAAGAAAUAAGACUAAAAACUCAUUCACAGAUACCCGAGGUGUACUGAAGAUUAAGAACCGAACUGAAGCUCUAACACUGUGGAAACGUGUGCAUCUGACACUGCCAGAUUAUAAUAUAAAUGAGACCAGUGAAAGCGGAAAUUUGUCUAUCGGAAACUGUUAUAGUAUGCUUUAUAACGUUUCAAGUUAACUGCUGUUUGCCAAAGAAGUAGAAAUGCAGCAAGAAUUCAUAUUGAACGUAACGUUUGAUGCACCUAAAGAGCUUCCGUGUGACUAAAUGUA